Messenger RNA from Pichia kudriavzevii, 1641 nucleotides. RefSeq lists its product as uncharacterized. The transcript has a single exon. Lineage: Eukaryota; Fungi; Ascomycota; Pichiomycetes; Pichiales; Pichiaceae. The record is from RefSeq and is a predicted model, not a curated record. The coding region runs from base 1 to 1641 and encodes 546 amino acids.
AUGCACUACAAAGAGGUCGCUGCUGAUAAGGUCCAAUCUCUCCUAACGAAGAUUCCACAUGAAUGGAUCCUCACGUCGAUUCCAUCAGUGGAAGAACAGCGUGACGUGGACGGGUACAUUAAUAGAUUCAUCCCCGAGAGGGAGAGGUCCAUCACGGAGAUGAGUGCCUCCCAAUUACUGGAACUUCAACAAGGGGGAAAGUUGUCCGCCUAUGAAAUUGCUUUUGCUUAUUGCCAUAGAGCUGCUCUCAUCCAUCAAAUGACGAACUGUUGUACAGAGAUCUUCUUCGAGAGAGCCUUCCAGUCUGCCAGAGAACUGGACAGUUACCUUGCUACCACUGGCAAUUUAAAGGGUAAAUUGCAUGGGAUUCCAAUCUCUUUGAAAGACCAAAUCAAUCUACCUGGUGUCACCACUGCUAUGGGGUGGAUUGCUCCUCAUGUCUCUCCUGAACUGGAACUAAAGGUUGCUCGCAAACAAUCCACCAACGAUAUAUCUCUCAUUGCCGAAAUCUUACAACAAGAAGGUGCAGUUUUCUACGUUAAGACAACCGUCCCCAUGGCCAUGUUGGGGAACGAAACUUCCACUAAUAUGACUGUCACUUACAACUCCCUGGAUAGGAAAAUGUCCCCCGGUGGCUCCUCCGGCGGAGAAGGCGCAUUGUUGGCCGCCAAGGGCUCUCUCAUUGGUAUUGGUACAGAUAUUGGGGGUUCCAUCAGAAUCCCAAGUCUGGUCCACGGCUUGUAUGGCCUUCGGGGUACAACAAACAGGUUCCCCUACUUGGAUAUAUCCAACUCCUACCCAAACCAACUCUGCGUCCCCUCUGUUGUUGGCCCAAUGGCUCGAAACAUUGAUGACCUAAUCUUGGUAUCGGAAGCCAUCCUAAGCAACGGGCUCUGUGUACGGGACCCAAAGUGCGUCCCAAUAAAAUGGGAUAGUGGGAAGGUCACUGAUUUUAAGGAGAAGAUCAGAAUAGGGGUGUUGAAAUCAGAUGGUGAAGUUCUGCCACAUCCACCAAUUUUGAAUAACUUGGAAAAGCUAGAAUCCCACCUGCUAAAGCACAAUGACUUGUUUGAAGUUACCAAGCUCAAAGAAUGUGAGAUGCCGGUUAAGUUUUCAGAUCUGGGGAACUUGCUCCUCAGCUUGUACAAUUGUGACAACUUUGAAGAAAUCAAAGAGUUCUGCAAGCUGAGCGGGGAGCCACUGCCCGAAUUAUUCACAAGAUCAUUUACUGCUCCCAAUCAUAUGGACAAUGUCAGUGAGUUUUUCGACAAGGCAGGACUAAAGCUCAGGUAUCAGAGGUUGUUUGAUGAUUGGUUGAGAGAUUUGGACUGUUUUAUUAUUCCUUCAUAUUCAGCAACGUGCUGGAGGAUCGGCGAAAACGCAAACAUCUCCAACUUCUACACCCGUGCUUUGAAUGUCUUAGACUAUACCGUCAUGACGUUCCCUGUUGGAAGGGUCACAGAGAAUGAUGUCAGUUAUGAUCGGGAAUUCUUCAAUGAGUCCGACAAGAAGAACUGGAACUAUUACAACCUGGAUGACUGUCUAGGCAAGCCAGUCAACGUCCAGCUUGUUUGUAAGAGAUACAAAGAGGAAGAAUGUUGUAAGAUAGUCAAGAAAAUUACUGAGUUGUUGCAACACUAG